This is a messenger RNA of Sphenostylis stenocarpa, 744 nucleotides long. NCBI's taxonomy places the organism in Eukaryota, Viridiplantae, Streptophyta, Magnoliopsida, Fabales, Fabaceae. The record is from the annotation of a GenBank genome assembly.
AUGCUAACCCUCAAUCUCAGCGCAAUUUCUUCUUCGUUCUCAGUUGUUCCAUAUGCCAAUUAUCCACUGUCUAUUCAAACUCAAUUGUUAUUUCGUUCCAAUCUUAAUUACUCCUUUGCUACAACAGCAACCAGAAAGUUCAAGUCUUUUCAGCUCAAGGCUGGAUUUUGGGAAUCAAUUAAAUCAGGAUUAAUGAAGAAUAACUCAAUGCAAGUCAUUGAUCCACCUCUAGAUGAAGAAGAUGAAGAACCUCUGCCUCAAGAGUUUGUCCUUGUGGAAAAGACCGAACCUGAUGGAACAAUUGAGCAAAUAAUAUUCUCUUCAGGUGGAGAUAUUGAUGUUUAUGAUCUUCAAGCCCUUUGUGACAAGGUAGGGUGGCCACGUAGGCCACUGUCAAAAUUAGCUGCGGCUUUGAAAAAUAGCUAUAUAGUGGCCUCACUUCAUUCUAUAAGAAAGUCACCUGGGUCAGAGGGGAAUGAACAGAAGAGAUUAAUUGGCAUGGCCCGUGCCACGUCUGACCAUGCCUUCAAUGCCACAAUUUGGGAUGUCCUAGUUGAUCCUAGUUACCAGGGCCAAGGCCUUGGUAAAGCUCUUAUAGAGAAACUGAUUAGAGCUCUUCUGCAAAGGGACAUUGGUAAUAUAACUCUGUUUGCAGAUAGUCAAGUUGUGGAAUUUUAUCGGAAUUUAGGCUUUGAAGCUGACCCAGAGGGCAUAAAAGGCAUGUUUUGGUACCCGAAUCACUAA